Messenger RNA from Amphibalanus amphitrite, 1626 nucleotides. Its product is annotated as alpha-ketoglutarate-dependent dioxygenase alkB homolog 4-like. Gene Ontology annotation, biological process: oxidative demethylation. The transcript has 2 exons. Gene Ontology annotation, molecular function: oxidoreductase activity; demethylase activity. Lineage: Eukaryota; Metazoa; Arthropoda; Thecostraca; Balanomorpha; Balanidae. The record is from RefSeq and is a predicted model, not a curated record. Bases 54 to 1178 code for a protein of 374 amino acids.
CAGGUGGGUGUGGGUUGUGUGUCGAACCACGGCUGUGUAUCUCUCCGCGUCAGAUGGCGACCAACAUCCCCAGCUGUGGCUGCAAGGGGCAGAACACGUGCUUUCGGUGUGAGCCUUUCUCCUCGACUGCUUACGAGCCGUUCGUUCGGCCCCAGGAUGCUCCUAGCUACGUGUUCUGCCCACUGUGCCGCCUCGCCUGGCCGGGCUGGGACGGAGACUCGUGGCGCUCCCACCCACACCACGAGGGACGCCCUCUCCACUAUCCCGGUGUCGAUAUCGUCCUGGACAUCAUCUCUGAAGAAGAGGAACGUUCGCUGAUGUCUGACAUUGACGCGAUUCCGUGGGAUCUGUCGCAAAGCGGGCGUCGUAAGCAGAACUUUGGUCCAAAGACGAAUUUUAAUCGUCGUAAGCUGAAGAUGGGCUCAUUCAAAGGUUUUCCGGAGUUUGGUCGGCGCGUUCAGGAGAGACUUACUCGCGAGCCGGUGCUUGCGGGAUACCAGACGAUCGAGCAGUGCUCCCUCGAGUACAAGGCUAAUGAGGGCUCCUGCAUCUCGCCACAUAUCGAUGACUGCUGGGUGUGGGGCGAGCGGGUCGUAACGCUGAGCCUUCUGAGUGACUCUGUCCUCACUAUGGUUAAGUACACGGGUGGUCAGGAUAAGUAUAACAUGACUUACGAACCAGCAUGUAGGUACAACCUGCCGAACCAACCUCACAGCACUGGUUCGCCAAACCACGAAGACGAGACGAAAAUGAAGACCUCUGCGCCUACAGAGAACGGAUCUGGUGAUGCCUCAGCAACUCCCAACCUCGCCAAUGUUAUCUCUAGUGAAAACAGCAGAGUCUCCAACGGCGGCACACGGGGUGCGUCUACUCCUCCCUCCACUACAUCCCCGUCGGCACAGGAGCCGCUGCUCUGGCACCAGCUCAGUCGGCCCCCGACGGUGCGCCUGCCGAUGCCGGCCCGCUCGCUGCUCGUGAUGCAGGCAGAAGCGCGCUACGAGUGGCUCCACGGCAUCCUCCGCUCGGAUAUCGCCGGCCGACGUGUCUGCCUGGCCCUGCGAGAGUUCACGCCGGCCUUCAUGCCGGGUGGAGAGGAGGAGCAGCUGGGUGCAGAGGUCACCGCGCAGGCGCAGUGCUUCUUCACGCCGCAGACGGCAAGUGGAGAGGUGUCCGCCUGAUGAUGCCAAAGGUAGCCUUGUGAUGGACAUGGUGAUGCAUGCGUUCUUUCAUGAUAUCGCGAACGUGUGUUUUGUACUAAGCUCACUGCUCUGGGCAGUGGACAGUACAGGUGCUAGACUGCGAAGUUGUAGCUUAUUAGGAGCAUCCCAACGGACAUAUUGAAUUGACGUCCUUUGUCGUCACAGAAGCUUUAUCCUAAUGGUAAAACAUAAGGGACGAAAUUGCUUGUGAACUUUGAGCUGUGUAGUUCAAACGUCCACGUGAAAUGUAAAAGGGAUGUCGUGCCUUUCGUUUCUUUUCCUAUAAGUGAUAUGUUUCUGAAAAAGCAACCACCGCACCGUGUCCGAAGUUUUUCGAUAUCUGAUUGUGUUUCAUCAGCAGCGUGCAUGUUCUAUAUCUGCAGAUGUUAUUUCAUUCAUAACCAAAUAAAGUUGUGUUCGUUGAUGA